UAAAUGCGUUUCUUGGCUUGAAAGAAACUCUUUCGGCCUUGAGUUCCAAUUUUGUAGGUUGUACGAUCGAUUAGGGUUCAACCUCUUACGAUUCUUUGAUCCGAUUUCAGCAUUGAAUAUGGCCAUCUCGGAACCCACCGCCGGAGAAUUCUUCCCAGAGAAGAAGAACGUCAGAAACCCUUUAGUCCCUGUUGGUGCCUUUAUUACUGCUGGUGUGUUAACGGCUGGCUUGAUCAGUUUUAGACGAGGUAACUCUCAUUUAGGGCAGAAGCUAAUGAGGGCUCGUGUGGUGGUCCAAGGCGCGACGGUGGCUCUUAUGGUUGGGACUGCCUAUUAUUAUGGAGAUAAUCCUUGGCAGAGUGACCACAAAAAGGAAAAAAUUUAAACAUUGGAAUUGCUUGGUUUCUUGUUGGCUUGGUUUUUGUUUUGUGAGAUGUGGAGUUUGGUCAUUUGGGGACCAAAAUCCUUCCCAAUUUCAUCUUACUCAAACUUCUUGCAACCCAUUACAGUUGAAUUAUCAUGAAUGUUCUUUGGUAUAUUAUAUUUCUUAACUAAUAAGACGGGCGAUUCUCAAUUGACUUG
Molecule: messenger RNA, 582 nt
Organism: Arachis ipaensis
Lineage: Eukaryota; Viridiplantae; Streptophyta; Magnoliopsida; Fabales; Fabaceae
Product: RING-H2 finger protein ATL48
Source: RefSeq, a predicted model, not a curated record